UGAUGAAAACAAAUAAGAAGUUUGCUAAGGAGAUUUCGAGGAGAGAGCAGAUUUUAAUUGAUUACAAGCCAGUAGAACUAAAGCAACCGAAAUUUAAAUAAGUUAAAGCUCUCGCAUAAGAAUGUCAAUCUUUCUAAAGAUGAAGGAUAUCUCACUUUGAGGCAAUCACGAAAGUUGAGAAGCACUAGUAGUAAGCCAAGGCCAAUGGAAAGAAGGCUCUUAGGUUCUAAAGUCAAGAAAAAUCGUAACAUUGAUAGCGUUUCCCUACCACGAAUCAAAAAUACAGCUCCCGACCAGAGUAAAGACGAAGAGUUUAAGACUAGAGUAAAGGUAUCUACAGAUAAUGCUGAUGAAGAUCUGAUACAAAGAAGGCCUAAGAAGAAGACAAAGAAGUCUACUAGGAAGAAGAAUAUUAUAUCAAGUGAUAAACCUCAUUAUCUCCAACCGAUAAACAGGGAUACUCAUAUAACAACAGUUAUGACUCCUCCGGAACAAGAAGAGAAGAAGAUUAGGAAGAAGAAAAAGGACAAAAAGAAGAAAACCCAAGAGCAGAUUGAGAGAGACGAUUUUGUAGAGGCCUUCCUCGAGAAGAACUCUCACGUCAUGCAUGUUAAAACACAGGAGUAUGGUCUUAAGUCGAAGAAAGGUAAAUUUAAAGAAUUCAACCUUAUGACUGAUGAAAGAGCUAUUGAGCAUGAGAAACACGAAAAACAGAAGAAGAGCCUCAACAAGUCAAUGCCUCUGGACCUAAAGAGGAAGUUCACUCAAGAAGAGAAAAAGGAGAAAACUAAAGCUAAGGAUAAGGAUAAGACAGUGAAUAUUAAAGAAGAGACUAAAAAUCCUAAGAAGUCCAAAAAGACUAAGAAUUUAGACAUGGCUAAAGCAGCGACUGUGCCUACAAAGCCAGAGCCAUUCCUAGACUUUGAGAAAGACCUUGAAAUUGGGGAUAACUUUAUAAUAGAGUCUGAGCUCACCAAGGAGCAACUAGCAGAGUGGAACUCCCUGAAGGAUCCAGAUGAUGCAGAGGACCUAUCUGAGAAUGAACUUAAAUAAAAUAGAGAAGAAGUUUCAGUACUGUUAUAAAGACCUGAAUAAAAAGAAGGCAACCAAACUUAUGGAAGAGCCAAGUUUAAUUUCUAUCGAGGCUAUCGUGCAGAACCACCCAGCUCUGAAGUUCCUUUGCCAUGACCAAGUUGUGAAUAUCCUGAAGGAAAGAGAUAUAGAAUCGAUUAGGAUGAAAAAGCAAGUUAUUCCUAAAAAGGCAAAACCAGAUAGGAUAUACUUCGUACUAUUCGGCCUGAUCCGACUUAAAGAAGCUACCCAAGAUGAGUAUUAUGGAAUAUGCAAGGUUGGAUGGCCUAUUGGUGAAGAAGUCCUCCUCGAGUCUGCAGAAGCCCACUACGAUACUGCUCAGGCUGGAAAUACCGCUGGAGUAAUCUACAUAACACUUGAAGAACUUGAAAAGAUCAAAGAGGGUACUUCUCCUGAAGAAUAUGAGAGGUUUAUCAAGAGACUCAAAAAGUUUAGCUUCCUUAAGAAAAUUAUGAGGAAGGUCAACCUUGAAAAAGAUGACUAAGUUUUCAAUAUUUUAUA
Messenger RNA from Moneuplotes crassus, 1593 nucleotides. Lineage: Eukaryota; Ciliophora; Spirotrichea; Euplotida; Euplotidae. The record is from the annotation of a GenBank genome assembly.